This is a messenger RNA of Neltuma alba, 1835 nucleotides long. RefSeq names its product probable E3 ubiquitin-protein ligase ZFP1. NCBI's taxonomy places the organism in Eukaryota, Viridiplantae, Streptophyta, Magnoliopsida, Fabales, Fabaceae. The transcript has 6 exons. The record is from RefSeq and is a predicted model, not a curated record. Gene Ontology annotation, molecular function: ubiquitin protein ligase activity. Bases 50 to 1591 code for a protein of 513 amino acids. Gene Ontology annotation, cellular component: nucleus.
GGUAUUCACCUUUCAUUUGGUCUUAAGGAAAUCUGUUCUCAAAUGUCAGAUGACUGAUUUGGAAAUGGAUCGACGAAGGCAAGACUAUUAUCAUUCUGAACCCUGUAUUAUUCUGAGGGGGCCCAACAUCUCACAGCCAAAUAUCCGCUCAAUGGUGGCAGCUUCAGGAAGCACUAGUAAUAUUGAUUCCCACUAUUCGUCAGAUGCUUAUGACAACGGUUUGCUGUAUGGGAUGACACAGUUUAAUGGGGUUCAUCAUCUACCCAAUCCUGAUGUUGGUGCCGCUGCAUGUUCUAGCUUGUUUUAUUCUGCAAUUAAUCCCGCCUCUGGUGCUGGUGUAGUACCUCAGCCCAUUAAUUACCGAGCAACUGAUCAAUUGCCAGCUCCAGGCACAUAUGCUGUCUCUGGAAUUUUUAUGGAUGAUGCAAGAUGCCCAUACAAACUAAAAGUUAUUGAGGGCAUCAGAGGAAACUACCAACAUUUUAAUGCUGCAGCUAGUUCUUCAGUAGCUCCUCCAAAUGCAAGGCACUCUGAUGGGGUUCCUGUAUCAUUUUCUUUACCUCAAUUUAGAGGAAAUCACGUUCCAUCACUUGUAGAAAUUGGACCUCAUGGUAGUGUGUGGAGUAGAUCUGGUGACUCAGUUAUGGUGCAUGAACACAACCAUUUAAUUCAAGGAAACUACUUGGGCCAGCAUUUUCAACCAGCUCCACCUCCCUGGUUGGACCAGCAGUUGAACGGUACUAACAGUGAAGGACAUAAUAUGGCCUGGAAUCAGUCCCAUUCAAUACCUCAUAUGCAAGCAGCUGUUAAUGGAAGUUCAUUAGAAAAUGCAAAUACAGGUAUGCAGAGAUAUCAUGAUGCAGCUAGCAACAGAAGCAGCCUCAGGUUUGCUCAUCCUCCUCCUGUUAACCACCAGCACCAUAAUUAUCAACUUCCAACUCUGCCUAUGCAAGGAGUAAGGGGCCACAAUAUCAACUUUCACCCUCCAGUUACUGCAACUGCUUACAGAGGGGUUCCGUCAAAUUCUCCGCACAGUACCAUUAUCCCAAUGCAGAAUGGUUUUGGGUUGGGUGCUAGGCACGUUGGCCCUGCAACAUCAGCAAGCCAACGGGCACAUCGUUCUCAUAGAGGAGUCGUGCAGGAUACAUCUCUUAGACAUCACAAUUCCCGUCCAGUGAGUUUUCUCCAUGUUGAUGAUGUUGCUUUGCUUGAUGGCGUGGAAAAUUUAGUUGACCAUCAUCAUGGUGAUAUGCGUUUGGACAUAGAGGAUAUGUCUUAUGAGGAGCUUCUUGCUUUGGGCGAGCGGAUUGGCAAUGUGAGCACGGGUUUAUCAGAGGAAACCAUUACCACUCAAUUGAAAACAAAAACUUUCGAGUCCUCUGCCGCUAAUCCGGAGGAAGCAGCUUCUGAGGAUGAAGAAACCGAUUCUUGCAUCAUAUGCCUGGACGAAUAUAAGAACCAAGAGACAGUGGGAAUUCUCGACUGUGGGCACGAGUAUCAUGCCGUUUGCUUGAAGAAAUGGUUGCUGCUGAAGAAUGUCUGCCCCAUAUGCAAAUCAGAGGCAUUGACUCCUAAAAGGAAGGACGUAUAAAAUUCAACGUCAAAAAUUUCUCUCCCUCUUCCCUCCAAUCCUUUUGGAUGAUACAUUAUUUUUGAACAAAAUGCAUAUUUGUAUAUUUACAUGCACAUAUAUACACUAUAGACGUUUACACCUCCCAAACUCAUUUAUUUAUCGGCACCAGAACAUUGUAUCUAUCAAGUUGUACAGACUUUGUUCAGCGUGGCGAAUUAACAAUAUUUGACAUCGAGUAAUUAUAUAAUUCUCGAUUUUCUCA